UUCGCCUCAAGAGGGGUAGAGAAACUUCGGGUGGCAGGCGUAACGCUAGCCACCCUGUGCGGGGUCCUGGAUGAGGUUGCCUGAAGGGACCGCAGAGGAUUGUGGGUCUUUCUUUCGGGUAGCUUUAGGCUGGACGGGCGGCUGCAGGAUGGGCAAGUGCCGUGGGCUUCGUACUGCCAGGAAACUUCGCAGUCACCGCCGGGACCAGAAAUGGCAUGACAAACAAUACAAGAAGGCCCAUCUGGGCACUGCUUUGAAGGCCAACCCAUUUGGGGGAGCGUCCCAUGCCAAAGGAAUUGUCCUGGAAAAAGUUGGUGUAGAAGCUAAGCAGCCAAAUUCUGCCAUCAGAAAGUGUGUCCGAGUCCAGCUGAUCAAGAAUGGCAAGAAAAUAACAGCUUUUGUUCCUAAUGAUGGUUGUUUGAACUUCAUUGAGGAAAAUGAUGAAGUUCUGGUUGCUGGCUUUGGUCGGGCGGGCCAUGCUGUUGGUGACAUUCCUGGAGUACGUUUCAAGGUGGUCAAAGUAGCUAAUGUCUCUCUGUUAGCCUUGUACAAAGGCAAGAAGGAGAGACCAAGAUCAUAAAACUCUGCUUUGUUAUCAAAUGCUCAAUAAAGUUUUUCUCCUAAAAAAAAA
Molecule: messenger RNA, 631 nt
Organism: Hemicordylus capensis (graceful crag lizard)
Lineage: Eukaryota; Metazoa; Chordata; Lepidosauria; Squamata; Cordylidae
Product: 40S ribosomal protein S23-like
Exons: 4
Coding region: 71-580 (169 amino acids)
Biological process (GO): translation
Cellular component (GO): cytosolic small ribosomal subunit; ribosome
Molecular function (GO): structural constituent of ribosome
Source: RefSeq, a predicted model, not a curated record